Molecule: messenger RNA, 2066 nt
Organism: Gekko japonicus
Lineage: Eukaryota; Metazoa; Chordata; Lepidosauria; Squamata; Gekkonidae
Gene: ARIH1
Product: ariadne RBR E3 ubiquitin protein ligase 1
Exons: 14
Coding region: 76-1314 (412 amino acids)
Biological process (GO): ubiquitin-dependent protein catabolic process; protein polyubiquitination; positive regulation of proteasomal ubiquitin-dependent protein catabolic process
Cellular component (GO): ubiquitin ligase complex; nucleus; cytoplasm
Molecular function (GO): ubiquitin protein ligase activity; ubiquitin conjugating enzyme binding; zinc ion binding
Source: RefSeq, a predicted model, not a curated record
AACGAGGUCAUCCAGAAUCCAGCAACUAUCACUAGGAUACUCCUUAGUCAUUUCAACUGGGAUAAAGAAAAGCUGAUGGAGAGGUACUUUGACGGCAACCUGGAGAAGCUCUUUGCGGAAUGUCACGUAAUUAAUCCCAGUAAAAAGUCUCGGACACGUCAGAUGAACACCAGGUCAUCUGCACAGGACAUGCCUUGUCAGAUAUGCUAUCUGAAUUAUCCUAACUCGUAUUUCACUGGCUUAGAGUGUGGACACAAGUUUUGUAUGCAGUGCUGGAGUGAGUAUUUAACUACCAAAAUAAUGGAGGAAGGCAUGGGACAGACAAUUUCAUGCCCUGCUCAUGGCUGUGAUAUCUUGGUGGAUGACAAUACAGUUAUGCGCCUGAUCACAGACUCAAAAGUUAAAUUAAAGUACCAGCAUUUAAUAACUAAUAGUUUUGUAGAGUGCAAUCGACUGUUAAAAUGGUGUCCUGCCCCCGACUGCCACCAUGUUGUAAAAGUGCAGUACCCUGACGCUAAGCCCGUUCGCUGUAAAUGUGGGCGUCAGUUUUGCUUUAACUGUGGUGAAAACUGGCACGAUCCUGUUAAGUGUAAGUGGUUGAAGAAGUGGAUUAAGAAGUGUGAUGACGACAGUGAAACUUCUAACUGGAUUGCAGCAAACACAAAGGAAUGUCCCAAAUGCCAUGUGACCAUAGAGAAGGAUGGCGGCUGUAAUCACAUGGUGUGUCGGAACCAGAAUUGUAAAGCAGAGUUCUGCUGGGUGUGUCUUGGCCCUUGGGAGCCACAUGGGUCUGCCUGGUACAACUGCAAUCGCUACAAUGAGGAUGACGCAAAGGCAGCCAGGGAUGCACAAGAGCGAUCCAGAGCGGCCCUGCAGAGGUACCUCUUCUACUGCAACCGUUAUAUGAACCACAUGCAGAGCCUGCGCUUCGAGCACAAGCUCUACGCCCAAGUGAAGCAGAAGAUGGAGGAGAUGCAGCAGCACAACAUGUCGUGGAUCGAGGUCCAGUUCCUGAAGAAAGCGGUCGACGUCCUCUGCCAGUGCCGUGCCACACUCAUGUACACAUACGUCUUUGCCUUCUACCUCAAAAAGAAUAAUCAGUCCAUUAUCUUUGAGAAUAAUCAAGCAGAUUUGGAAAACGCUACCGAGGUCCUUUCUGGGUAUCUGGAACGAGAUAUAUCCCAAGAUUCACUGCAAGACAUAAAGCAGAAAGUACAAGAUAAGUACAGAUACUGCGAGAGCCGACGAAGGGUUUUGUUGCAGCACGUGCAUGAAGGCUACGAGAAGGACCUGUGGGAGUAUAUUGAGGACUGAGGCCGGCCUGCAUAAAACAAAAAGAAAACAACAAAAAAAUACCCGAACUCUGAAAACCUUUAACCAUCUAGAGUGCUCAUGCCAUUAAAAAAAAAAAAAAAGCAAAAACACACACAGAAAAGGGCAAGUACGCCUAUUACACCCACUGGUCUCUAGUACCGGAAUUCUGUUUUUCUUCAUGGAGAGAAAAAAAAUUAAGUAAAUUAUAUUGUAAUAAAAAAGGUAGAUAAACCAUUGUACAACAGUAUUCUAGGCGGCCAGUUAAGUGUGACAAACGCACUUAAAAAAGCAAAAUGAAACCCUCCAACUUUAACUUGUAACGUAGCUUCGUUCUCCGAGCUGACUUCUUUCUCUCCCCCUCCCGCCUUUUCUCCUUACGCGUAUGACAGAUGAAAUUGAAAAAACAAACAAACUGUUUCUCGACAACACUGCUUUUCAUGUCCGACCAGCCAUUUUGAUGUACUUUGGUAUGGGAUUUCCACCACCCCCCUCCCUCCCCUGCCCCCCUCCCCCUGAUACGUACCAGUUCAGUUCAUGGGUGAAUGUCGUUUGGCUUAUUGAAAAGAGGAUUUGGGGGGCGGGGAGGGGGCAAGGGGCACAAAAGCAAAAGGGGGACGGGGAACUUUGUAUAUGACUUUUAAAAAAAAAACAAAGAGGACAACACAGUAUUUUUCAAAAUUGUAAAUAGCGCAUAUGCAUGGGCAAAAGAGCAGGCGUGGCACGUGUUUGCAUAAUGUUUAAUUACAAAAAAA